AUGGAUGAAGAAAUAAAUUUAGACAUUGGACCAAGCAGGUUUAAUGGAAAUCAUCAUAAUGAUAUAAAGGGAGUUAAAAGGCGUGAUUAUCCUUCAGAGUAUAUCUGUUAUGAGUAUGAAAAGGCUACAGGAGUCCUGUUUCAGCUAGAUCAACUCUAUUAUGGAACUCAGGAACUCGAUUAUAUAAUUCCACCCACAGAAAAGGUUUCCAAGAUUAUAACUUACUUUACAAGCACAAGUAAUAGUCUAUUAGUCAUACAAAUAAAAGCGGAAUAUAGAUGUUAUUACUACACAAAUCACAAUACUGAUGUAGAAAUGAAUCCCGAUUCUAUUUUUGACGAUUUCGUGACUAUAAAUCAGAAUGAACUCGCUACUGAGGAUCUUACUACUAUUCUAAAAAAGGUAGAGGAAGAAAAGAGUUUGGACUAUGAAAGCUUAUCUAAUGAAAUGAAGACAAAGUUGCUGAGAAGAGGUGAGAUAGUCUUUGACCUCAAACAACAACCCAAAGGGGGCAAGAGAGGAAGGUACAAAUCCAAACUCACAGGUGUGGAAAUAUGGGUAGAGAACUCCGAAAUAAAAUCUGGUGAAUACACCAAGGUUAGACACAGACAGUUGUGUCACCAAUUUUGGAUCAAAGGUAUAAAGAAUCCAAAGGGUGAUGACAUCACUCUAGAGGCAGGUUUUCCUAAUGAACCUCUGGAAGAAUUUAGUGUUUACUAUGAUAGUCAAGACAAGAGUUAUGCAAACCCUCUCCUCAUUGUUUUAACCGUCUGGGCUAAAUAUCCCGGUGGCAGUCAAGAAUACGGCCCUGGUAAGUAUCUACUCUCCAAGAACAGAAACUGUGCCACAUGGCACAUUCGGAGAGUCUCUUCUGCACUAUUUAAUGAGGAAAUUUGCAUACCAAAGAUUAUAGACAAUAUUGAAUUGCACAACAGACUUGAAGUGUCAAAGCUAAAGUCCAGUAUCCAUGAUAAAGUCAAAGACGUUACCAGGGAGCUCAGUUUGGAUGCUACACAAACAAGCUUGCAAAGGGGCACAUAUAGUAACAGAUCAAUCAUACAUUACAGAAAGGGACCUCUUGUGGAGGGCUAUAAUACCGUUCUGCAUGCAGACACUUUCCCCAGUUUUACAGUCAGGAGUGUCAAAGUAAAUGGCGCUACAACCAUUGAUUAUACCAGACUUCCUCCUUUUAGCGUCCCCUUUGUCAAAUUUUGUGUAUACUAUACCAACUCAUACAAAAUCCCAGUCCUCAUUGAAUUCAUUUGUCUCAACCCUGUAAAGAGUGAUGCUCGUCUUUGUGCCUACUAUUACUCUAGAGACUAUCAUGACGGUGUAUGGGUGGGAUACCUUCUCACUACAACCGCAGAUGAGAGUGAAAAGGACCUUAUAAAUCUGCUCAAACAUAUCAAGGAGAAUCGUAACAGGAUAAACCAUAAUACCCUCGGAACUCAUGGACUGCAUAGAAAACUCACAAGAUAUGAACCUUAUACUGAGGAUAUUGGAGAAACUGCUGUUUUAGUUGGAGGAAUUGUGGGAAUAAUAGGAGCCGUAGCCAUUACUGCAUGGAAGUUAUGGCCCAUGGUAAAAAAGGCAUUCUGA
Theileria equi strain WA is the source of this 1599-nucleotide messenger RNA. RefSeq lists its product as hypothetical. Bases 1 to 1599 code for a protein of 532 amino acids. The record is from RefSeq and is a predicted model, not a curated record. The transcript has a single exon. Lineage: Eukaryota; Apicomplexa; Aconoidasida; Piroplasmida; Theileriidae.